This is a messenger RNA of Abrus precatorius (Indian licorice), 2627 nucleotides long. RefSeq names its product protein indeterminate-domain 5, chloroplastic-like. The transcript is spliced from 4 exons. The coding region runs from base 611 to 2260 and encodes 549 amino acids. Gene Ontology annotation, cellular component: nucleus. NCBI's taxonomy places the organism in Eukaryota, Viridiplantae, Streptophyta, Magnoliopsida, Fabales, Fabaceae. Gene Ontology annotation, molecular function: DNA-binding transcription factor activity. The record is from RefSeq and is a predicted model, not a curated record.
AGAGCCGUAGGCCUCUCUCUCUCUCUCUCUCUCAUUAAUUUUUCAUAUUGUAAAAUUUCAUUAAUUGCUUAAAAGCAUUGAGCAAAAUCUGGAAAUAAAGUUUGAAGGAGAAAAAAAAGGCAGAGAAUAAUAAAUUAAGAGGAGAAAGAAAAAAAAGUAAAGAAAAAGAAACAAGUAAAAUGGUGUGUGCUUAUGUGUUGGUGUAUCUGCAUGACACCAAAUCAGUGAAGAGACUCACAAAACCUCUGCCUCAAAAUUUCUCAUUUAAAACUAGCCAACUUGGGAGCAAAUUCAUAUCAAGUGGCCAUGGGGGCUGGAUUUUCCUUUUUUCCUCUCCAACUCACAUCUCUCUGCUUCAACUUUUUCUCUGAAAAUUUUUUCCCUUUAGGUUCUCUUCUCUUUUAAUCUGCAAGGUCAAAAGGAAUUCAUUUUUUUAGCUUUUGUUGUUUUGAGAUUUGAGAUGAGAAUUGAAGGACUCAAACUGCAUGUGGGUUUUCCAGAAUUCUGAUUGUGGUCUAACAAAAAAUCACUCACUCCAAGUUGAUGCAGAAGAUAUAGACACACACCUGGAGAAGAAAGUUUAUUAUAUAUAAAGGCUUUGCUAUAAGACAUGGCAGCACCUUUUUCUGCAGCAUCGCUCUUUGGAAUCAGAGAAGAGGAUCAGAAUCAGAUGAAGCAACAACAACAUUCCUCAACCCCGCCAUCAUCUUCAACAACUCCAGCUGCACCCCCUCAGAAGAAAAGGAGAAACCAACCUGGAACACCAAAUCCAGAUGCGGAGGUGAUAGCACUAUCUCCAAAGACACUAAUGGCAACAAACAGGUUUAUAUGUGAGGUGUGCAACAAAGGGUUUCAAAGGGAGCAAAACCUACAGCUACACAGAAGAGGACACAACCUGCCUUGGAAGCUAAAGCAGAAGACUACAAAAGAGCCAAAGAGAAAGGUUUAUCUGUGUCCGGAGCCCACAUGUGUUCACCAUGACCCUUCAAGGGCUCUUGGAGACCUCACUGGCAUUAAGAAGCACUAUUCUCGCAAGCAUGGUGAGAAGAAGUGGAAGUGUGACAAGUGCUCCAAGAAAUAUGCUGUUCAAUCAGAUUGGAAAGCACAUUCCAAAACCUGUGGCACCAGAGAGUACAGAUGUGACUGUGGCACCCUCUUCUCGAGGCGAGACAGUUUCAUCACCCACAGGGCCUUCUGUGAUGCACUGGCACAAGAAAGUGCAAGACAACCACCCAACCUGAGCAGUGCUAUUGGCAACCAAAUCUAUGGAAACAGCAACAUAUCCUUAGGCUUAUCUCAAAUGGGUCCACAGAUCCCCUCCAUUCAUGACCAAAACACCCAAUCUAGUGACCUAUUGCGUUUUGGUGCUGCAAGGACUGGUCAAUUUGACCACAUUCUCCCACCAACCCUUGCCUCCUCCUUUAGACCCUCACACCACCACACCAUGCAAACCCCUUCAUUCUUCAUGCCAGAACCAAACCAAAACCAAAAUUACCAGCAUGAUCAUCACCAGCCUCAACAAGGGUUAGUGUCAAACAAGUCAUUCCAAGGAUUAAUACAACUCUCUGACCUUAACAAUAACAUCAACAAUUCCCCUUCUGGAUCCAACCUCUUCAACCAUCCCUUUCUAUCCAACCGAGCCAGUAAUAACAACAACAUUGUUGAAGAUCAACACUUCAACAAUGAAGGGUCAAAUUUCUUCCCAGAAAGUACCAUAUUGGGCAUCACUGAUCACCAAACAAGCUCAACAACCGUCCCUUCUCUCUUCAGCACCUCUCUUCAAAACAGCACCAACAACAACGUUUCUCACAUGUCAGCAACCGCAUUGCUCCAAAAAGCUGCUCAAAUGGGUGCUGCAAGUUCCAGCAGCAGCAACAACAACAACCCUGCCUCUUCCCUCCUCAGAAACUUAGGGUCCAAAUCUGAUCACAGGCCACUUUCUACUUCUGCAAACUAUAGCAGCAUUUUCAACAACCUGCAAGACAUGAUGAACAUUCCCGGGUUUGAAGUAGCAUAUGAUCAUGGGAUGAACACCAGAGAACCAAAACUUCAAGGAGUGGGUGUUAACGUUGGAGGUUCUGAUAGGCUCACGAGGGACUUUCUUGGCGUCGGUGGUCAGAAUCAGAUGGUGAGAAGUAUGAGUGGUGGAAGUGGAGGAGCUUCACAACAACGUGGUUUCAACUUAAGCUGCUCGGAAGCUGAGACAAAUAAUGCUGCGCCGUCAGGUCAAGCUUUCGGUGGUGGAGCGAACUUUCAGUGAAGUACAAAAGGGAUGUCAACUUGUUCCAUUGAUGGCUAAUUAGUCCAUCUAUUUUGGUUUACCGGAGCAACAUUGUGAAAGCAUAUUGGAGUUUCUGUAUAGACAUAGCUAUAGCCUCAAGUUUUUCAAACAAGUGAAAAUUGUGGAAGCAUAUGAAAAUUGACUACCAUGCAUCAACAUACUGUUAAAACAUAAGCUAAUUGUUAUUAGGAUUUCAAACAAAAUUUUCAUGGUUUUAACUUAUUACAUUUUGUUAUUAGACAAUGCUUUAAUAUGUAUAUGGGAGUACCGGUCAUUGCGCCAUAUACAUAAAUAUUACCAUCAUUUGCUCUUUUACUUAGUCAUAUAAAAAACUCUCGCCUUUUUG